GCCCCUAUUUCCAACCAGGGCGGAAGUGUGUGUCCAUUCCUCCCAGUAGGAUUAAAGCUAUCGGAGGAUCAGUCAGCCACACGCUCCCAUAAACUGGACGGGACAGCUACAUGAGCUCGCGCGGUGUUGUGUGUUUAUAUUUUGAGCGCGUUUAGCAGAACAUACAUUCUGAAUAUUGACACCGCGGCCUGGCUAACACAAUCGUUAUAAAACUGCCUUUGCGACCAUCGGAGUUCCUUCGUGCUCAUACAAUUGGAGGCACCCGGAGGCUUGCGCUUAUACCCCUCCGAGGUUGCGGAGAGGCGCGUGGAAAAGCCCCGUGUUACCCCUGCGCGUGAAGAGAGAAAGAAGUGGGAUCUAAACAUAUCCCUGCGCAAAUGCUUGAAGCUGGUUCUGGCAGUGGGACCGAGUCAAAUGGGUCUUUAAAAGGGAGACGGUAGGGGUAAUUUUGACGCCAAACGAACCUUAAGAGCUGCUGUGAGAUCGCGUUGCUAGUGAGCCAAUGCUUUGAUGAAUAAUUUACUGUUUUGAGUGCCGCGAACACUAACCACCGUCUUCUAGAAGGUCCUGAUGCCGCUGAAGAGGGCCCCGAUGGUGGACUAGAGAGAACCGACAACACUGGUCAGAAUCGGAACGAGAGAUUUUCACAUUUUCGGCAAAAUACGUAGGGGGGGAGAGGCGGAGUGAUGGUGUGUUGGUGGGGGAGGAGAGAAGGAGCUUCAGGCACCUCACGGAGGAUACUGUAGCCUACUGAUUCCGUUUUUGGAUUUUUCUCUAAAUCUAAAUAAAAACAAACAAUUAAAGCCCUAAAAGAAAUACAAAUGAACGCUAUGUCAAAGAUUUAGGAAAAGCGCAUUUGCGCUCAUAAAAAUUAGGCAUCCAAAGAAAAACUAAUCGGUCUGUGCAAAGUUGACCAUCAUCUUCAUGAGUAGCCUAGCAAGUAGGCUGUCAUUCAUUUUAAAGCCUCAUCCAAGUAAACCGAUUGAAUCAUUGAGAACUGAAAUGAACAUUUUAUUAAAUUUUCUUGAAGAUAAUCAUUUGAAAUCCCCCGUGUCAGAUUUUUUGAAGGGCGUUCCUCUCGGGCGAUAUCUACGUAACCGGCGUCAGUUGAGGGUUAUAUUUAAGAGAGAACACCUACAUGACAAAUAUAUGUGAAUCAUUUAAACCCCCAGAAGUAUCUACCUCAAAACUAACUCCGAUCACGACAGGAGAAACAGACGAACGUUUCCCAGAUGAUUACCUCAGUUAUCAGUUAUACCUGUUGUGUUCCUGUGUAGCCUACUUUAAAACACCUCAGAUGGCAUCAUUCUCAGACUCCGACCUGCAGACCUGUCCUCUCUGCAAGGAGCUCUGCGGCUCCUCCUCUGCUCCCAUAUCCUCUAACUCUUCAACCUCUUCGUCCUCCUCUCACUCAUCAUCCUCGUCGUCGUCCUCCCGUCGCCUCCAUGUCCUCCCCUGCCUGCAUGCCUUCUGCAGGCAAUGCCUGGAGGGCCAACGAAGCCCUGGCGACCCUCUCAAACUCCGCUGCCCCACCUGUGACCAGAAGGUCUCCAUCUCAGAGGCCGGCGUUGACUCCUUACCCUCGUCCAACUUCCUCUUCAGCAACCUUCUGGACGUGGUGGUGAGCUCGGAGGAACAGCUCCAGCUCGGCCAGAACAAGAACGGCCUCCACCUGGGUGUCGGCGGGGGCUCCACACCCAGGUUCCACCAUUCCCACGGCGGGCUCCUCCGCCCGCAUCGCCUGGACGAGCCCCAGUGCAGCUCCUGCGACGACGGGAACCUGGCCAGCUGCCACUGCCUGGACUGCCAGGAGUACCUGUGCGAUAACUGCGUGCGUGCCCACCAGAGGGUCCGCCUGACCAAGGACCACUUCAUUGAGAGGCUGGCGGAGAGCCUGCUCCAGCACACUGCGGGCCGGGGCAAGGCCAGCCCCGUAGGGGGAGGCGUGGGCGUCUCCCUGACCCAGUCCUUCCACUCCAACUUCUCCCUGCUGCCGCUCUUCCAGGACAGGAUGAGCUUCUGCCAGCACCACGACAACGAGGUGUUCCUGUUUUUCUGUGAGACCUGCUCUGUGCCCAUCUGUCGGGAGUGUAGCGUGGGUAGACACAUGGGCCACAGCUUCGUGUAUCUACAGGACGCCGUCCAAGACUCCAGAGCCAUCACCAUCCAGCUACUGGCCGACGCGCAGCAAGGAAGACAGGCCGUACAGCUGAGUAUGGAGAAGGCCCAGGCCAUAGCGGAGCAGGUGGAGAUCAAGGCCAAGGUGGUGCAGACUGAGGUUAAGAACAUCGUCCUCAGACACAAAAAAGCCCUGGAGGAGAGAGAGUGUCAGCUACUCUGGAAGGUUGAGAAGAUCCGCCAGCUGAAAGCAAAGUCCUUGUACCUGCAGGUAGAGAAACUUCACCAGAACCUGACCAAGCUGGACAGCACCAUCGCAGCUGUCACUCAGGUGCUGGAUGAGGGUCGUCAUCUGGACGUGCUGCUGGCCCGGGAGCGCAUGCUGACCCAGGUGCAGGAGCUCAAGUCUCUGAGAGGCCUGCUGCAGCCUCAGGAGGAUGAUCGCUUCAUGUUCACGCCUCCAGACCAGGCCCUCUACAUUGCCAUCCAGUCCAUGGGGCUGAUAAGUAGCGGGGCCUUUGCUCCCGUCACCAAGGCACAUGGCGAGGGCCUCAAGACGGCGCUCCGUGGCAAGCCCGCCUCGUUCACCGUGAUUGGCUACGAUCAUGACGGGGAACCCCGCCUCUCAGGCGGCGAUGCCGUGUCCGCGGUGGUGAUGGCAGCAGUGGACGGUAACCUGGCAGCGGCGGAGGUGUGUGAUCACCAGAACGGGUCAUACAAAGUCAGCUACCUGCCCAAGGCUGAAGGUGAACACCUGGUGUCAGUCCUGGUCUGUAACCAGCACAUCAUGGGCAGCCCAUUCAAGGUUCUGGUGAAGUCCGGUCGAAGCUAUGGCGCUCUGGGUUCUCCGGUGUCGGCAUUCGGCAGUGAGGGGGAGGGCGACGGUCAGCUUUGUCGUCCCUGGGGGAUCAGUGUGGACAAAGAAGGAUUUGUGGUUGUGGCUGACCGCAGUAACAACCGUGUCCAGAUCUUUAAGCCGUGUGGUGCCUUUCACCACAAGUUCGGUUCCCUGGGGUCUCGUCCGGGCCAGUUUGACCGGCCGGCCGGCGUGGCGUGCGACAGCCAGCGGCGGAUCAUUGUGGCCGAUAAAGACAACCACCGCGUGCAGGUGUUCACCUUCGACGGACAGUUCAUCCUCAAGUUUGGCGAGAAGGGCACUAAGAACGGGCAGUUCAACUACCCCUGGGAUGUGGCCGUGAACUCUGAGGGGAAGAUCUUGGUCUCAGACACCAGGAACCACCGUGUCCAGCUAUUUGGCCCCGAUGGCGCGUUCAUCAACAAAUACGGCUUUGAGGGCGCCCUGUGGAAACACUUUGACUCCCCGCGCGGCGUUGCCUUCAACCACGACGACCACCUGGUCGUCACCGACUUCAACAACCACCGUCUGCUCGUUAUCCGUCCGGACUGCCAGUCGGCUCGUUUCCUGGGCUCUGAGGGAACCGGUAACGGCCAGUUCCUGCGUCCCCAGGGCGUGGCGGUGGACCAAGAGAACCGGAUCAUCGUUGCGGACUCCAGGAACCAUCGGGUGCAGGUCUUCGAGCCCAAUGGGAACUUCCUGUGUAAAUUCGGCGCCCAGGGAAGUGGCUUCGGCCAGAUGGACCGUCCCUCCGGUGUCGCCGUAGGCCCUGACGGCGUCGUCCUGGUGGUCGACUUCGGAAACAACCGCAUACUCAAAUUCUGAAGAGCUCUAAUCACUUUUCACUUCUUGUCUUUCCCUCGCUCUGUUUUCUUUCUCUGUCAGUUUAGGAAAAGAAAAUGGAAGAGAAAAAGAGAAGAAAUCAACAAACAGCGAGUGGAAAGUUUAAAGAGAGAUGAAGGGAUUCAUUAUUACCAAAUUAAGGGAAAUCAGAUGUUUUUUUGUUUACUUUUAAGAUUACUUUGUUUAAUCUGAUCCCUGUGCUAUACUGUAUGUCAAAAGGGGACCACUAAGACAAUUUAUGAAUUACAAAAAAAAAAAAAAGGUCCACCUUGUUACCUUCUGUCUGGACUGCUUCAUGCUCUCUCUCUCUAAACUCUCCUCAUGUUGCCAUCUCAGGGAUUUUUCUCACUUUUUCUUGAAAUAUUGAACUCUCUGCUCCACCACCUACCUCAUCUAGUUCUUUAUGAAUGUAUUCAUACUCUCCGAGCAGAGGUCCACUCUAAACUGUCAAGUUCUACCCAGAAGAGAAAAAGUCUACCUCAAUACUUUUUUUAUUUAUUUAAAGAGAGACAUACAGUUUAAGAUUUUUCUUAAAUAUAUUUGCAGAGGAUGAAUAGAAUUCUUGCUGUGCAUCUUGGAUAAUGUAAUUCGUUGCUGACACUAUAUGGACCCUGUAGUUCUUCGCUGCAUGUUCAGUUCAGGUUGUUGAAGGCCUACCUGACUUCUAGUGGAGUCAUCAGCAUGUUCUGUGGGGUCGCUACUUGCUGGUUUAGAUUUAGGGUAGCUUGUUGUAGACCUCUUUUGCUUAGUUUAGCAUUGCCCCCUCAACUCCCUAUGUGCAGUUUCAGUGCAGGCUGUUAUGAAGGGUAAGAGGUGGCAGAAAAGAGAAGCUAUAUGUAAUUAACCGGUCAGAUUUAAUCAGAGUAUGUUACUUUGCUCAGGUCACAGACAGAUGUUGACAGAGGUGAAACCGAUCUGUAGAAUCAGAAACAUCUCCUUUUAGCCCUAGCGGUUUAUAAAUAGACCGCAGCGGAAACGGCGUCUGACAUACAGUUUGAUGAUGUAUGAACUCGAGGUAGUCAUUGUUUGUUUUUGUUAUUGUGGGACGAUUGUCCUUUCUGUCCUCAAGUAUCAAAUUAUCAAUUGAACGUGGUAUCAGUUGAACAUAGAUUUCCCCUGUCAGGCAUCAUGUAGUAUGAUAGGAAUAUGUUUAUGAUGGAUUAAGGAAAGCAAGCUGGAUCCAUAGCCCAGCCCGAUGCAUCCGAUAUGUACAAGAAAAAUGAAUGAAAUCUAUAUGCAAAAAAUAGCUUUUGUCAUCUCUGAAAUGGAGAGCCCACCAAAGUAUUUUAGACGUUUAUUAGGAAUUUUCAGGAUGUUGUUUUGUUUAUUUGAUUAGUGGAUAGGUUACGAAUUGUGUCCGAGUGACAUGUUGUUUUGAACGAUGUGGGUGGAAAAUUGAUGCCUCCAGGAAGCAGACAUCCUGAUUGGCUGUCCACAGCUGUGGAAGCUUGCAGAGUAGGUCUAUGGUUGAAUUGUGGGGCACUCCGACUGGUUCUUGGGGUGUAGGAUUUAAUCCAAUUCCCUUCUGACAUCACUUUGAAGCCCCGUCUUGGUUAUGAAUUAUGGAAUACUGUAGAGUUUUCUGGAACGUGCAUACAGACGAGACCUCUAAAAGAUGAAGAUCUAUAGACUAGCCAGUGGAAUCAACCAAAGGUAGAAUUUCUGCACAAAGGCCAACUGUAGGUUUGGCAUCUAAAGAACUACAAAUCAAAAGAAGUCCCUUGAAGACACUUUGUUAUUUAAUCAUUUGUGUUGGAGGUCUAAAACACUCUCCAACUCUCGCCAAAAAUGUGUUUAAAGCACUGUAAAUGGAAAUAAGAAUAUUAUAGGCUGUACACAUAGUACUGGACAUCUUGCUGAAACAAGAAUUCCGGCCAUAUAAAAGUUAGUUUUAUGUAGAUUUGAAACUCAAGUACCCUUUUAAAAGCCAGUGUUUGAAGGGUGUUUGAAAUGUCUCUCAGCAACCAAAGAGUAGUUUUCCAGGCCAUUUCAGUGUGUUUCUAGCGUCACCAUCCAUGCUAACCUGCCACUGCCAAAUGUGGCUCUUAAUGACCAUCCUUUAUUUAGCAUUAGCAUCUCAGCUGACCAUUGACCUGAUUUAUCAUUACUGAGGUGUACCUUUGGGAGGGAUUGUAAAAAACAAAACAAAAAAAAAAGUUCUCUUUGUGCAUUUAGUCACUUCAUAAAGGUAAUCUAUCCAUCCUAGUGGUAGGUGCUAUUAGUGGAUCGUUGGCCAAGCUUCUAACCUCAUUAUUAUAACCUAAUUUACCUCAACUUUCCAAUCCCAUAACUUAACUCAACUGUAAGAUGCUUCAAUAUUUAUAUACCUCAAAUUUUAUAUUCCUCACAUUGUCAUGUGUAGGCUUACCUCAAUUGUAGGCUUACCUACCUCAACUUGUAACUCAUAAAUACUGUUACAUUACCUCAAUAUUUAGAUGUUAUCCACACACACAUUUUAUAAUUAUACCUCUUACCAUACCAUUUACUUCACUUUAAAUGCCUUAUUACCUACAUAUAGGCCUCUCUCUCUUGCGUUGACUUGUAACUUCUAAAACACAAGUCACUUAUACUGGACCUUAGUUUUCAGCCCUCACUUUCAGUUAGUCAACAAAUAACAUACGUAAUGUUAUUUAUACCUCAACUCCCACUUUAAAUCAUGUUACAUAUACCUCACCUGUCGGACCAAAGAUCUCAAUCACGGUGGCUCCAUUUCAUUUGAAAUCUCAAGUUACAAAUGGCCAUCUCUCCACAUUGUGUCCAUGUGUGGAUUAUUUAGCAGUAUGGUGAAUUAUGCCUUUUAAUUGUAUGGAGAAAUCAAAUGGUACAGAUCUGAGCAUUGUGCCAAAAUAUAUCUUUGAGAGUUUGGUGCCAAAUGGAGUUGGCAUCAGGACGACACUGUCAUAGACUGAGAACGUCAUUGCACUGUUAUAUCAUAGAUAUGAGUGUUCAGCGACUCAGUCAGUUGAGCGAUCCCUGUGCUUUGUUGGACGCACUUAGGAGGGCUGGCUCCCUUUUGCUUUACCUCAUUAUGCAGAUCAGCAGAGCUGUAACCUAUCUGGCGAACUGUGAGAGAUUUGGAUGUCACGGUUGUCCGAUUGGCCCAGAGUCUUAGUGAUGUCAGAGGCACAGGAUGAUCAUGUAAGAUUCCACUUAUUGUUUGCGCAAGUUGGGGGGCAUUGAGCGAGUGUUCUCUCGAGAGUCUCCAUCUUACCCUGUUUAGAUGUACAAUAAAUACCUCAAUUUCAGCACAGUACACAAUUUAUUUUCCUCAGUAAGUACAGUUAAGUGUGGACUUGAGUUGACCCAUUGUUGGUUGAGGAGGACAGUAACUUGGGAUGUGUCUGAAACUCAGUGUUUGACAAAUGAAAUAUUGUGGUGUGUCUGAACACAUGAAGUGAAGAUGUUUGUGUUCACAAGCCUCGUUAUUAUGAAUGAAUGAAUGAGUCAGAGACUUUAACACAUUAAAGUGAGUCAACAGACCCUGUCGCCUUGAACCCACGACCACUCCACCAAUACCAUCUGUCCUUGGGUUUCAGUAUUACUAUAUGAAAUGUUUAGUCAAGUCUGUAUUGAUCUUUUUUUAACGAAAGAAAAUUCUAUCUUUAAGAUCCUUAGGUCUUCACUCUUAAAGAGGAAAAACAUGUAUUUUAAACGUUUUUGCUUUAUUCUGUCGUCCCCCCCCCCCGUUUGUUGCAUGCUUUAAAGAUUCUUUAUAGUGAACCAACGUCUCCCAGGUAUAGGUGUUGUAAACUCAGAUUGGUAACUGAAUCUGGGUAUGGAUGAUUUUAUUAUGAAUAUAUAUCCAAAGAUGUGUGUUAGGAGUGUGUUGGACGGAUUUAAACUUUUGACCUUUGCGAUUGUAUUUCCUGUUCCCAAGAGGCUUUGCAGAGGCCAAUCCAUGCUCGGCCGACCAUGUCUGGAAUCCUAAGGUGGGGAGGACUGCUCAACUCACCAUGCCUUAAAACAGAGAUGUAACAGAGAGCUGUAGUUCAGAGAGAACUUUGAGCUGAACCGUUUAAUUUCCCCACACAUUUUCUGCUGUCCUGUGUUGUAACACUCUCCCUCCCGGCACAUUUUAUUUUGGGCCUCGUAGUGAAAGCCUCAUACAGGAUUUGAUUGGAGGCUAGGUUUCCUGACAGGAUUGGCUGCCUUGAAAGCCUUGAUUGCACCCACAAUGGCUGCCAGGUCAUCAAUUGACAGAUUGCUAUAACAUCUGAUGUAGUUAGAUGACACUUAAAAUGCCUAUUCAGUCAUUGUGAAAUCUGUCCGGUAUUAGCAACGUCCAAGCAAAGGAACACCCUUACCAGCUGCAGGUGACUGCCAAAUUACUGAUCUACAAAUCACCUUACAUCAUACAUACCAACUGUGGUCUUUGUAGAUAAGUCGGUCACAAUAUACAAAUGAAACUUUGUGGGUUUGAUCCUCUUAAAAUCGGCCAAUAAUAUCCAGAUAGUGUGGUGAUGGCUGCUGGGCAUGUGAUUGGUCGCCUGUACUCCCAAUUGGCGGGGAUUUAUUGGCCCCUGUGGUUCUCGUCACAAUUUUGUUUCUGCCCUCUCUUGACUUUAGAAGAAAAUACAAAUAAAAGUUAAACCGCACCAGGUGGAAAGUGUGCAAGGUCUUAGACCUCUGUCAAUGAUUGUAUCAUCUUUAAAGAAAAUAAAAAUACAGAAUUUUAGAAAGAAAAGAAAAAAGAAACUCAGGUAGUUCACUGUGCCCCGACCCAGGUUGGUGUUACAGUGAAACAAGUCUAUCCUAGUGAUAAUGUAGUGAACCUUUCUUUUAUGACCUCAGUACUAGUCUCAUUGGUCACGUUCAAAGACAUUCUUUUUCUGCAGUCAUGUUUCACAAUUAAUUUGUUUCCACAUGGUCCCUGGGCCUUUAAAACACCCACACGCUUUGAUGUGUAGCAUGACUGAGGUAAAGACUGGCUGGAAUGUUACUAAUCUUUUUUUCUGUGUCUGUUUUGCAUAUUACACAUUAGUUCUGUCUGGGAAAAAAAAUUUGAAGACAAUAUUUUGCUUUUUUAAAUAACUACCCUCAAAUGUAUUGUUUUACUUUCAUGUUUUAUUUUUAGGUUCAUUUUUAAAUUGUUUGUUCGAUCAACACAAAUGGACACACACCAGACCACACGACUCUCAGUGGCCCUUUUGGAAUGUAUUUUUUUUAAGGAAAGGGUUAACUAGGAGAUCUCGUUCAUUCUCACUUUCAUCCUGCCUGUUGUUAGCAGGAACACAGGACAGGACUGACACUUUACUACUCACCAAACAGAGUUAAACAAUGCCUUGUUGUCAGUCGACAGUUCCAUGUCAACGAUCUUCCAGUGAGAAUGCAAUGUAUAAUAUUACUGUCAGGGGGCCUCAGGUGACAAAAUGGAGACCUCUAACACCUAGUGAAUAAACAAUGAGAAUCUCUGUAUGCCUAUUCCUACGGCUGUCUUUGUUCAUGGCAAUGUAGUGCUCCGAUUAUUUAAUGUCAAAGCUUUAACAUGGAGUUGUCCUUACAACGAGCCUAGAGAGAAUGCAGUUAAUAUCCAGAGAAGCUGGAUAACUGCGUCUUAAAACAAAUUAACCCAGAGUCCUGUUCUGUAGGGGUCCUGUUCUGUUCGGUGUCCUGUAUGCGACAGGUUUGUGUGUGGGUGUGUAUAUAUGUGAGUGUGUGUGUGUUUUGGUGCGCGGCAUUGUGUUUAGUUUUUUUUUUUUAAACAGAAAUCCACUGAAUGUAUUUUCUCAGUCCACAAGGAAGGAGCGAGGCAGGAACCAGCUGAGUUUAGAUGGGUGCUGCUUGUGCCUCCACAAUUCGGUGUGUGUGUGUGUGUGUGUGUGUGUGUGUAUUGUGUCAUUUGCAUUCACAUACACGCUGACAUUCUCAGUGAGUCGUGUGUAUGUGUGUGUGUGUGUGUGUGUGUGUGUGUGUGUUUGUACGUGUGCAUGCGUGCGUGCAUUCGUGUAUGCGUUUAUGCAAGUCUCCCCCUUCCCUUAAAAACACUGGUAGGUGUGGAAGUGCAGAUGUCAGGUCUUCAGUCUAAAGACGGCAAAGUAGACUAUAAUAUAUAGGUUACCUGCUCCCCUCCUGUCUUCUGUGGACUUUAAACAUUUCCUAUGCAUUUUUUUUUUGUUUACACUUAAAUAAACUUGUAUUUCUUUGA
This is a messenger RNA of Esox lucius (northern pike), 9962 nucleotides long. Its product is annotated as E3 ubiquitin-protein ligase TRIM71. Gene Ontology annotation, biological process: proteasome-mediated ubiquitin-dependent protein catabolic process; protein polyubiquitination. The coding region runs from base 1139 to 3799 and encodes 886 amino acids. NCBI's taxonomy places the organism in Eukaryota, Metazoa, Chordata, Actinopteri, Esociformes, Esocidae. Gene Ontology annotation, molecular function: zinc ion binding; ubiquitin protein ligase activity; protein binding. The transcript is spliced from 9 exons. The record is from RefSeq and is a predicted model, not a curated record.